AUGGGACGACAAAGAAGCAGCGUGCCGGCCAGCGGGUCUUCGGAGGGCGGAGCUAUAACUGCGCGGAACGGACACGGAUUCGAGCAGAAGACCCAACGCCGUCUCCGUGUUGCCACAUACAACAUUGGUGGAGUCACUGCUGAACUGUACGACACUCUGUGCCACUGGCUCAAAACUCAGAAAACCGCGGAUCUCAUCUUUCUGCAGGAGGUUCACUGGGGCCUGGGUAAGCAGGAGGGCACGUGGUCAAUCCCUGGCUGGUCGUUUGUUGUCUCCCCGGACGAGGCACAUCGAUACAGCGGGGUGGCUGUCCUCGUCUCCCACACAGCUGCCUUGCCUGAACAAGAAUGGGCAGAUGAAUUCGUGACGCUGUAUGCUGAUGAUUUCUUGCUGCAGUGGCUGCUGACCACCACGAGUGAUCUUGACUUCCUAGGACGCUGCGUGAGGGCAAUUUUCUCUCUGCUGGUGGAUGCGGGAAUGACGGUGAAUGCAGCUAAAUCCAAGUUGUUGUUCAAGGCCCAAGGAUCCCAGGCUAAGAAGUGGCUUAAGAUGCACCUUGUCAAACGUCCCGAUGGCCCUGCUAUAGACCUUGGUACCCCAGCUGCCCGACUCAUCAUUCCCAAAGUCCAUCGCUUCACGUACCUAGGAGUUGAAGCCUGGUUUGGCAAUUUUGAGAUGCAGACCUGCCACAGCCGCCUCCGAGCUAGCGCCAAAGUCAGGCACCGCAUUCUCAAAGUGUUGCAUAGCUCCAACCUCCGUCUGCGGCACCGCACUAUGCUCUACCAAGCCUGUGUACGUAGCUCCAUGUUGUUCGGGCAACAUGCUGUUGGUGUCACGCAUGCUGUGCUACGUAAGCUUGAGUCCUCUGAUGCCAGAAAUCUCAGGGCGCUAGCAAAGAGUCCAGCACAUCUGUGGCACGAGCCCACAGCUGAUCUCCGUGCCAGACUGCAUCUGCGCUCAGUCACCGAAGUGCUGGAUAGGUUACUUUUAGGCCGCUGCCGUAAGUGCACAUAUGCUGCUAGCAUAACCUGGUUUACCAAACAACAGACCGUGCUUCGGACUGACCAAUGCCUGACACAGCCGCAGGCCCUGCAAGUGAUCGACCCGUCCAAACAGGUGGCAUGUGAAAUUUGUGGACAGUAUUUCGCUACCAAGAAGCAGGUCAAACAGCACUGUACCCGCAAACAUGGUGUUGUUACUGUUGCCUCACAGGCCGUUCAUGCACAUUGGCGCAGCCACAUGAUAGACGGAAUGCCACAAUGUAAGCACUGUCGACGUAGCUUCACACGCAUGGAAGGUUUUCGCAAGCACAUUAAAAGUGGCUGUCCGGCAAUGAGCGGACGGGAUUCUGUGCAAAACACACUCUGCGCUGGUGAGGUGCCAGAGGGGGGAGCGGGGCCGCUUGGGCAUUCGUGCCGGGCCUCGCCUACACACGAUGUAGUGGAAUCAGAUGUGCCGCUAAUUCAAGAUGCUGCUUUUAAACACCAGCUCAGUAGAGGCUGGAAACAGGUCCUGCGCACGCCGCGAUUCUGCAAGAGCCUGCGUACACAUUGCGUCAUUUGCCACCAGUGGGUAUCCAUGACAGGUCCGGGUUGCAAGCAGCACAUCAGACUUUCCCACGCCAAUGCAUGGGCUCAUAAGGCUGCAGCUGCGGAUCGCUGCACGGGUUUUGGACUUCCGAUGGUCUCUCCUUGUGCCUUCUGCGACCUCCCCGUUAAGGACGCCCGUGCACACAUUCCAAGAUGCAGUGCGUUGUUUCAGGCUUCGCUUGCUGAAAUCCUUGCGCGGAAGGACCUCCCUCGACAUGACGGACAUGGACCUGGACCACGCCCGCGAAGCCCAGAGCCAGCUUCGGGAAGUCUUGGGAGAGGUCAGGGGCCUACCGACGGAGGCAGAGACGAGAAGGAUGCGGAGGAGCCGAAGCCGAAGUUCCAGCGCCCCUCCCACAAAGGCUACCAGGGGAAGGGCUGGCAGGACAAGGAGACGGGACAGACGGGACAGCCGAGCCAGGGCCAGUCUCAGAAGUGGUGGAACCAGCCGAAGUGGAACUCCAAGGACAUGGUCACGGCCACCGCGGAGCCGGAGGAGGCGACGCAGCAGUUGCUGCGAAAGCUGGUGAAAGUGGUGAGCCGCCACGAAGAGGAAAUGUCACGCAUCCGCGUGGACACCAGCUUCAUGCUGUUCGUGGACUCUCAGCAGGAAGGCAUCAUUGGCCUGCUGAAAGCCACGGCGGACCGGCCUGAUGCCUGCUACGGCAGUGGACGGGCAGCACUGCAAAUGGUCAAUACCUCGGGUAGGCAACAGGACGCAAGCGUGUUUCUGCAACACUUCAUGCAGAUUGCUCAGCCCAGUCCACUGAUGCUGCCCAUCCUCCUGGAUGUGCCUGGCGAGCUGAUCAGCCUUCCGAUUUUCACCGGGGGCGAAGGGAGCCUCAGUUUGUGCGACACUCUUUGCACUCCAACUGGCUGUGAAUUGGAACUGCCACCGCAUGUGUACUAUGAUCAGCUGGAGGAGGCCCUACUGCUAACUGCACUACGCAACAUUGCCAGCGGCUGUGAAGUGUCGGUGCCACCCAGCCUUUCCCUUGCGGCGGUAAAUGAUAUACUUGAUAUGGCAAAACACAUCCUGCCGACACCUGCAUACCAGCAAUUGGUGGACUACUCGGAAAUGCUUGGGGAGCAUGUUGCGGGACGAAUCUCUGCUGCUUUCCCGCACCCUCUGACAGAAGGUGCAGCAUCCGAUGCCGAGGCCGAGAAGGUUGCAUUUCAUUAUUUGCGUAUGGGCACAGGUUCGCUAUGGAAUGCUGUCAGACAUGUCAUUUCGUUGCUGCCGUUUGAAAUGGUACAGCGACGUCACCAGCGAGAGGGACAGAGACAGUUCGCUUGCGGGGCGUACGGGCAUCGCUCCUCUGUGGGACUGUAUAGACAUACGGUACCCUAUCAGUCGGCGAUCCUUCUGAUAAACACGUCGCUGUGCUCCAUCUGCCCGUCGCACACAUGGUCCACCGUGGUUAUUACCCUGGGCAACGUGGCAGAACUGCAUGUAGACAGGCAAAACGCGCCGCAACGGGCGCUGGUGCUUGGGAUCUCACACUUUGAGGGAGGACGCCUUUGGCUACAGAACCUGGGAGCUAUGUUCCAGUCCCAAUCCGGAGCUGGGCCAAUGCAAACAGCAGCCACCGGCACUUUCUACGACCUGAGUGCUAGAGCUUACCUCGUACCAACCCACUGUCGUCUACAUGCAACCGAACCCGGCUUCCUCGGCAAUCGGUUUGUGGUCAUCGCCUACCUAGUGGGACAGCAUGCCAGCCUGUCGCAGGUGCAUAUGACGGCACUGUCGGAUAUGGGCUUCUGCUUGCCGACCUACAGGAAUGCCGGACCAGAUGUCGGGAUAGCUGCCGAUGCCACCCUGGAGAUCGAGGUAGUGGAUUAA
Messenger RNA from Symbiodinium sp. CCMP2592, 3432 nucleotides. The record is from the annotation of a GenBank genome assembly. Lineage: Eukaryota; Dinophyceae; Suessiales; Symbiodiniaceae.